ACAAUUUACAUUUCCUUCCACACGUGUAAUUAAAUUAAUAUACGGUGUAGUUUGACUUAUCAUUUGUGUUGAAUAAAAAUUCUGUCUAUAAUUGUCAAAAAGAUAUUCCUGGUUCUAUAUAAAAGUAGAUCUUAGGAACCAAUCUAUGAUCGAAGUGCAACGAUGUCAUCAAACAAAGAAGAGGUGAAGCUUUUUGGAUUGGUAGAAAGUCCAUUUGUAACAAGGGUGGAGAUUGCUCUAAAAUUGAAGGGAGUCGAAUACAAGUAUGAGGAAGAAAAGUGGGGGAACUUGAGUGAGACACUCAAAAAAUACAACCCUGUUUAUAAGAAGGUUCCUGUGUUAGUUCAUAAUGAUAAGCCCAUAUCAGAAUCCCUUGUGAUUCUUGAGUAUAUUGAUGAGACUUGGAAACAAAAUCCUAUCUUGCCUUCUGAUCCUUACGAAAGAGCCUUGGCUCGUUUCUGGACCAAGUUCAUAGAUGAUAAGUGUUUGAAUGUUAUGCGAAAAGUUUCUUUCACUCUUGAUGAGAAAGAACGUGAGAAUGCUAUUGAGGAAAUGGAAGUGGCUCUUCAAUUUCUAGAGAAUGAGCUCAAGGACAAAUUCUUUGGUGGAGAUGAGAUUGGCAUUGUUGACAUUACUGCAGCCUUCAUAGCUUUACAAGAAGUAAUGGGAUUGAAGUUGUUCACUAGUGAGAAAUUUCCCAAACUAUUCAAUUGGAGCCAAAACUUCAAUAACCACCCAAUUGUCAAGGAAAAACUCCCUCCCAAAGAAACUUAUUUGGCUUUCUACAAAGCUCGUUUAGAAAGUCUUGCUGCUUCAAAAUAGAUUAAAUGGGGAUUUAAGAAGAAAUAUCUAAACUAUUUGUAUGUCAUUUUAGUUUAUGUUUAAAUUUUCGUGUUAUAUAGGAUUUACCAAAGACCUUGACAUCGAAUUCAGUCUUGAGCAUGCAAUAACAGAAAAUUAGUCUUGCAAGUUGUAAGUGGAGGAUACCCUAUUUAUGCGCAAA
This is a messenger RNA of Medicago truncatula (barrel medic), 1003 nucleotides long. Its product is annotated as probable glutathione S-transferase. Gene Ontology annotation, molecular function: glutathione transferase activity. Bases 163 to 822 code for a protein of 219 amino acids. NCBI's taxonomy places the organism in Eukaryota, Viridiplantae, Streptophyta, Magnoliopsida, Fabales, Fabaceae. The record is from RefSeq and is a predicted model, not a curated record. Gene Ontology annotation, cellular component: cytoplasm. Gene Ontology annotation, biological process: glutathione metabolic process. The transcript is spliced from 2 exons.